AUGGUGACAAACACCACUUUGGACAGAGUGUGCCCUUCCCAGGGAUCCCAUAACAAUGUCGAACUCGAAAACCCUGCUCGCUUUUUCGUCGACGAGCACAACAAGAAAGAAACGCGAUGGUCGAGUUCGCGAGUUGUGAAAGCAAGCAAGCAAGUGGUGGCUGGGACGCUUCACCAUUUGACGGUGGAAGCUAUCAAUCCCGAAAGAUGUCCAUAUACUGUAAGCUGUGUCCACAAACGAUCCUGUAGUUCAUGGUGCUACAAUCAUGCUGUGAAGACUAUACAACAGAGAUCCAAUUCGCUGCUGCCUUACGAACUUAUAGAAUUCGUUUAUGCCAACGCCGAAGUAUCAAAAGAUUUCGCGAAACUAAACAUGCUUCUUAAGUUGAAGAGAGGAGACAAUGAAGAUAAGAAAAAAGAAUGA
This is a messenger RNA of Hibiscus syriacus, 423 nucleotides long. Its product is annotated as cysteine proteinase inhibitor 12-like. The transcript has a single exon. Gene Ontology annotation, molecular function: cysteine-type endopeptidase inhibitor activity. NCBI's taxonomy places the organism in Eukaryota, Viridiplantae, Streptophyta, Magnoliopsida, Malvales, Malvaceae. The record is from RefSeq and is a predicted model, not a curated record. Bases 1 to 423 code for a protein of 140 amino acids.